GUGCGAAUGCGAGUGUGAAUAUAGAUACAAACGUGGAUGCGAAUGCAGUAACUGAUGUGUAUAAUCGUGCGAAUGUAGGUGCGAAUGCGGGUGUGAAUAUGGAUGCGAAUGCGGGUGUGAAUAUGGAUGCAAACGCGGAUAUGAAUGCAGUAACUGAUGU
Molecule: messenger RNA, 160 nt
Organism: Racocetra fulgida
Lineage: Eukaryota; Fungi; Glomeromycota; Glomeromycetes; Diversisporales; Gigasporaceae
Source: the annotation of a GenBank genome assembly